Cyclopterus lumpus (lumpfish) is the source of this 873-nucleotide messenger RNA. Its product is annotated as meteorin-like protein. The transcript has 4 exons. Lineage: Eukaryota; Metazoa; Chordata; Actinopteri; Perciformes; Cyclopteridae. Gene Ontology annotation, molecular function: hormone activity. The coding region runs from base 1 to 873 and encodes 290 amino acids. The record is from RefSeq and is a predicted model, not a curated record.
AUGUUGUGGAGUGGGAUCAUUGUGAUGUGUGUCCUGGGUCUUCAGUUCCGGAGCUGUGCCACUGAUCUGUGCAACUGGACUGGAAGCGGCUUCGCAGCUGCUGUGGACUCCAGGAUUGUGCUGCAGGUGCAGCUGCGCUGCACGGAGGGCUCGGUGCGCUGGAUCUACCCGGGCCAGGCUCUCCGGGUGGUCCUGGAGCCCAACCUGUCCACGGCCAGGCGCACCACGGUCUGCAUCAAACCGUCCCCCUCUCUCCGCGGGGCCAGCGUGUUCAUUGAACGGGCCGGCCAGCUCGAGCUGUUGGUGACGGAGGGCGGCCGGCCCGAGCAGCAGGUCUUCUGUUUCCGGGCCGACGGGCCCCACCGGCCCGCUAUCUACCUCCAGUCCAGCCCGCAGAGUGUCGGGUCCUGGAGCCGACGGACGAUGGGCUUCAGAUACGAGCUGCUGAGCAACAGGAGCGUGGGCCACACGGGGCUUCAGGCGUCAUGCCAACCCUGCAAUAAUACACAACUCCUCAUGGCCGUGUGCAACAGUGACUUUGUGGUCCGAGGCUACAUCAACAAUGUCUCCCACGACGCGGUACGCCGGACGUCGCUGGUGGAGGUGUCCGCAGAGCGGGUUUACUGGCAGCGCAGUGGGCUGUUUGAGCAACGAGCCUCUGGAUCCUCCCCUCCCGUCCGGCCCUGGCGUGGACACAUCCACACACUCAUGCAGUGCCACGUGAAGCCCGGGGACGGAGAAUUCCUCUUCACCGGGUCAGAACACUUUGGGGAAGCUUGGUUAGGGUGUGCCCCGCGAUACAAAGACUUCCUGUCCGUCUACCGCACCGCCUGGGCAGCGCGUCAGAACUCCUGUGACUUCCCUUUGGACUGA